Messenger RNA from Spodoptera litura, 1870 nucleotides. Its product is annotated as proton-coupled amino acid transporter-like protein pathetic. Gene Ontology annotation, molecular function: L-amino acid transmembrane transporter activity. NCBI's taxonomy places the organism in Eukaryota, Metazoa, Arthropoda, Insecta, Lepidoptera, Noctuidae. Gene Ontology annotation, cellular component: vacuolar membrane. The record is from RefSeq and is a predicted model, not a curated record. Gene Ontology annotation, biological process: amino acid transmembrane transport.
UAUGUGACGACAUCUCGCUCGUUUCAAAUUUUGAUCACUUGAAUACAAUUCAAUCCAUUUUGAUAAGGUGAUUGUGAGGCUGAGGCGUAUGGCUCUGCGUAAUAUUUAUUAAAGUACAUAUAAGCAUAAAAGUAUAGAAUAAAAUAAUGAACGAUGAAAAGCAACCACUGCUCACUGGACCUAACAAUUCAAUUGAAAGUGUUGAACAAACAGUAGAAUUAGUGACAGAUCCAGUAUCGCCUUUGAGUAAUAGUGAAAAACCCAAAGGAGACUAUCACCCGGCGUCGGAAAGAUGUUUGGAGCACCCAACUUCCAACUUCGAUACUUUAAUCCACCUUUUAAAAGGAAAUAUAGGAACUGGAAUUUUAGCAAUGCCAGAUGCUUUUAAAAAUGCUGGCCUAGUGCUUGGUGUGUUUGGAACGCUAAUCAUGGGUGCAAUAUGCACACAUUGUAUGCAUAUGCUAGUGAAAUGUUCACAUGAGCUCUGCAUCCGCAGUCAAAAACCAGCACUAAGUUUCUCUGAAGUUGUAGAAGAUUCCUUCGCAUCAGGACCUGUUUCUUUAAGGCCAUAUGCUAAAACUAUGAAGAAUAUUGUCAGUGUAUUUUUGGUAAUAACACAAAUGGGAUUUUGCUGUGUUUACUUUUUGUUUGUGGCCACUAACCUUCAAGAUACAAUGCGUUUUUUUAAUGUUAACUUAAAUGUACAUGUGUACUUGGCUUUAUUAUAUUUACCAAUAUUUGCACUGGCUAUGGUGAAGAACUUAAAGUAUCUCUCACCAGUCUCCCUGGUUGCCUCCAUAAUGACUGCUUGGGGCCUUGUGAUAACAUUUUACUAUAUACUUCAAGAUUUGCCUCCUACACGUACUGUGAAAGCAUUCUCUAGUUGGCAUCAGAUACCUUUAUAUUUUGGUACAGCUAUAUAUGCAUUUGAAGGAAUAGGAGUGGUGAGUUUACUUUGUUUUAUCAUUUGUUUAAUUUGCACAUUCUAAAAUGUUACUUCAUGACUGCACUGGUUAGUCUGUUUACUAGGAACACCGGUCAUUGAACUGCCAGCUUACAGUAGUGGUGAUAUAUUAUAAGUAUGUAAUGUAACCAAUUUACAAUCGUUUAAACAAAUGCACACAAGGACGCGUUAGUUUUGUAAAAAUUGUCCCUUGUUAGCAUGCUUAUUAAUACGCCGCUAAAUAUAUUCUUACAACAUGAAUAGUAGGUAGGUGUAUUACCUACAUAACUAAUAACAAUAGCAGCCAUGAACUAGUUCUGAUUGUCUGUAAAGUAUAUUAUUUUCAUGAGCUACAUGCUAUGCGCAUUUACGUACAUAAAAUUGAAGUUGAUCUCUAAAAAUCAAUACUAUUGUGGAAAUCUACAAUUCAUUCAUAUAUUAAUUACCUUCUACGGUUGUUCUUGCUUCUACGGUUCUACCAUAAUUAUAUUUAACACGGUGUUUAUGCUUUUUAAAUUUAUCUCAGUAGAGAACCACGACAAAUGCAACCAACCGCAAAAACGUAGUCGGUCGUUGAGACGCAAAUAGGGGAAAGUAACGAUGAUACGAAGUACCUACAACAGCUAGAUCUAUCCAGAUCUUGUAAAAGUAGGUCCGUGUUGUUACUAGAUACUGUCCAACGCCUAUAUGAUUGACCUCACUAGCUGUUCGCGUGGCAGAUCCAAGCUUCGUCACCAAUGAGCCGUUUCGACCCGAGUGAUACGUACGAUACGGAUAGCCUUACAGAAUACAGGCGUGGUUCACAGUGUGGGUGAGAUGUUUCAUCUCCAAAAGGCUCACAUUAUCAUCAUUAAAUGAUAGAUUUUUAUACUGCACUAGCGACCCGCCCCGGCUUCGCACGGGUGCAAUAUGCAUGUAUUAUACAUA